Molecule: messenger RNA, 1120 nt
Organism: Amphimedon queenslandica
Lineage: Eukaryota; Metazoa; Porifera; Demospongiae; Haplosclerida; Niphatidae
Product: ribosome production factor 1-like
Exons: 6
Coding region: 36-1007 (323 amino acids)
Biological process (GO): maturation of 5.8S rRNA; maturation of LSU-rRNA
Cellular component (GO): preribosome, large subunit precursor; nucleolus
Molecular function (GO): rRNA primary transcript binding
Source: RefSeq, a predicted model, not a curated record
AUAUUAUCGCACCAAGACACGCCCACCCACGUGGAAUGAUGGCCAAGAAAAUGAAAGGUUCUUCUUCUUCUUCUUCUUCAGCUUCAGUGGAAAUGUUAAAGAAAGAAGGUAGCAGCAGAGCCUCCAUGAUAAAGAACAAGAUACUUCGCCAGGCAAUGUACAGGCGAGAGAAGCUCAUUAAGUUGAAGGAAAAGAGAGAGAAAAGAAAGAAACUGGCAAAAGAAAGAGAACAGCUUGGAGAAAAUGCACCUCCAAAACCUAUUCCUAAGACACUGGAGAGUACGAGAGAGCCAGAGGAGACUACAGUCCUAGCAGAUGAUCCCGAAAUACUUCAAGAUGAAAAGACUGAUGAGUUUUCAGGAUACUUUGACAGGAAAACCAGCCCCAAAAUACUUAUUACAUCGUUCACACGAGCUCACUUGAGGAGCAAUCUAUUGAUGAGAGAACUGGCAGACUGUAUACCAAACUCUGACAUGAAGUGGAGGAGAGGGUCAGAAAUAAAGAGCAUCAUUCCCGAGGCUAUAGAGAGAGACUAUACUGACAUUAUAAUAAUUGAAGAGAACAGGAAAAUACCAAGUGGUCUGUGGUUGAUUCAUCUUCCUGAAGGACCCACUGCUUAUUUCAAACUGACCAAUUACAAGAGAGGACGUGAGAUAAAGGGUCACGGUACGCCCACGUCUCAUUACCCGGAGGUAAUACUGAAUCGGUUCUCAACGAAACUCGGUCACACUAUCGGUCGUAUGUUUGCGUCUCUCUUUCCCCAAGACCCAAACUUCAAGGGACGCCGUGCAGUUACUUUCCACAAUCAGAGAGACUUCAUCUUUUUCAGGCAUCACAGGUACAUUUUUCGUGAUUCUUUGAGGGUUGGGCUGCAGGAGCUUGGUCCAAGGUUCACUUUAAAGCUCAGAACUUUACAGAAAGGAACCUUCGAUACAAAGUUUGGACAGUACAUGUGGAUGCACAAUCGUAAGAAGAUGGACACCAGUAGAAGACGAUUCCACUUGUGAUUUUAUUCUUUAAAAAACUAAAUAAAUUAUUAAUUAUUCUUACAAAAAUAUUAUGAAAUACAAAAAAAUUUUGUUUAGUUUUCAUGAGGUUUAUUAUGUACGAGUCUAAAGUA